Molecule: messenger RNA, 2325 nt
Organism: Glarea lozoyensis ATCC 20868
Lineage: Eukaryota; Fungi; Ascomycota; Leotiomycetes; Helotiales; Helotiaceae
Exons: 5
Coding region: 1-2325 (774 amino acids)
Source: RefSeq, a predicted model, not a curated record
AUGGCCGAAUCAAGCACUUCAAACCAAGAGAAAUCCCAAUACCACCACUACAUCCCCCGAUUCAUCCUCCGCAACUACGCCCAUCCAGCCUCCCCCCCAAAAACCACCUCAAAAUCCAAAAAGCGCGGCAAGCGAAAAUCCACAGCACGGCAACCACCCCUGAUGCUUUCUAGCAUCGAUCUCUCGGGCGAGGUCGCUCAGAUCAAAGAAUCAACAGUCGAUAAGACAUUCGGGAUAACAGACAUGUAUCGAGAUUUCAGCCGCUCUACCAAGCAACAUGCGAUUGAGGAACAACUUUCCGUGCUCGAAUCUCGUGCGGGAGAGGUGAUAAGCGGGAUUCGCAGGGCGUUUGAAGCAGGGCGAGCAAGCGCUGAGAUAAAACGCCCGCAGAGGGAUGUGUUGCGGAAGUUUUUGUUCAUCAUGAAAUACCGGGGGAGGAGGUUUCACAAACGGUAUUUCCACGAAACCGCCGAGGAGUAUGAUGAAGAUGAUAAGGAGCGCAUGUUAGCGUAUAUGACCCAAAGAGGGUUUAAGAAGCCGAUUGACGUCUGGUUCGACAACAUCAAGGGGAUUCUGGAGUUGAAGAUGGAUUAUGAGAUGAACUGGAUGGAGACGAUCCAAGAGAGGAUCUAUCCGGAUGAUGCGAAAUGGUUUAUCAAUCAUACGCAGCAGUUUUAUAUGGCGUUGUGUACGCCGGCAGCCGGGGACGAGGAGUUUCUGCUCAGUCAGAAUGCGUAUGGGGUUCAUGAGGGGGCGUCGAGUAGUGGGGUUGAUCCGGGAUCCGGGGAAGUUAUACCAGGUGUAUAUACCGAGUUUCAUGUCUUCGCGCCGAUCGCUCCGAGACUUGUUAUUGUGCUGAGGACGUUCUUGCUUCCUGUUCCGGAGGAGGAUACGGAUCCGGACAUGAAGGCGUUGAGGGAGGGCUGGUAUGAGGCGGUUGUCUCACAGCACCUACAUCCUGAGAGUGUGGGCUCGGUUCUUAGGGAUCUGCCGAUUAUGAAAGCGCGGAACUCGUAUACGAAGAUUGUUGAUGGGAGUUAUGUGACGGUGAAUGGCGGCCCAAAGGGUGUGAGCGAUGUGUUUUACUUUCCGUUUUGCGCUGUUGAGACGGGGUUUGUGGAUAAGAUUAAUGGGAUCAUGUUGAAUGAGAGUCAUCGGAUUGAUGGGAUUGUGUUUGCUAAUAAGGCAGCUGCGUGCAAGACUAUCAGGAGUUACGUGAAUGAUUGCACGGAUUUCGGUCUUGAUGAGGAGCGCUUUCAGAAUGUUAAGAAAUUGCGACAAGCGCUUAAGUUGCUAGAUUCAAGUUCAUCAGACCAGACUGCGAGCGGUCAACCCGAAUUUGACGCAAUUGGUGUGGAGGCACUUAUUGGAUCGUCUGAUAAGGUGUUUGAACUAUUCAAGCAAAACAAAAAAGCAGCGGAAUUGUAUUCCGAAAUAACCAACAAUUCAACACUCGACCGCAAAGACUUCACUCAAGCACGAGGACUACUCUUCACACGCAUCAAACUCGACACCCGCACCCGCGGCCUCCCUCCAGCAAAGCGAGAGGAAGCUCGAACCAAAUUCCUCGAAGUCUACGACACUGUCCCAUUCCAAGUCAUAUGGAUCUAUCUCAAACGGAUCCGCUUUAUGAAACACGGCGGUACGAUGAUAAUGCCGGAGAAUGUUUUGGAGGAUACUGAGUUGGAUGUUGGCUUGCUUUUUGGGAUGGAAGAUGUUGUUGCGAGGGCGAAGGAUUGUUUUGAGGAUGGGAAGGCGACGAGGGUUAUGCAUUAUGCGUCGUUCAAUGAGGCGUUGAUUGCGAAGCCGGAUUGGGGACUAAUUGAGAUAUUGACUUUGGACGAUGAUGGGAUGAGAAGGUUGCAUGAGGAGAAGGAGUUGGUGUUGGGCGCUCAAGGUAGUAUUUGCGAUUGCGGUAUCCCCGUAUUGGAAGGCAUCGCGUCAGCAGCACGGGUUAUGACUACAACCGAACAACUUCAUAACGCAAGACAAUCUCCAUUCGACACUAUAUUCACGAAAGAUGAGAGGAUCGAAUUGGUUGUUCGAUCAUUAACACGAACAACGGUUGCGCAGACAAGAAGGACGCCUGAACACAGUAUCUCUGAGAAUUUGAUAUCUAUGAUGGGGACAUAUCCGGAGCUGGAGAAUGUUAUCUUCGAGGUGGUGUAUCCGCAAUUUGGGUUCCGUCAGAGGGUUGGAGAGAAUGAGAGUGCAGCUGAAGUUGCUGAAGUUGCUGAAGUUGCUGAAGUUGCUGAAACGACCAGCUCCAAUGAAGCGGCCGAGGUUCCCAAAGCAGAUGAGGAGAGGAGCUGCUCCAUACAAUGA